Cordyceps militaris CM01 is the source of this 873-nucleotide messenger RNA. Its product is annotated as Conserved oligomeric golgi complex subunit 2. The transcript has a single exon. Bases 1 to 873 code for a protein of 290 amino acids. Lineage: Eukaryota; Fungi; Ascomycota; Sordariomycetes; Hypocreales; Cordycipitaceae. The record is from RefSeq and is a predicted model, not a curated record. Gene Ontology annotation, biological process: intra-Golgi vesicle-mediated transport; Golgi organization; protein transport. Gene Ontology annotation, cellular component: COG complex; membrane.
AUGGCCAGCACACUAGACCGGCCACUCCCAUCGCGGGGCCGGCCCUCCACCUUCAACCUUUCCUCCUCCUCCUCCGACCUCGACGACGACGCGCCGCUGCCCUUCCCCGAAGCCCUCCCUCGCUCCGACUUUCUCACACCGGCGUUCGACCCCGCCGCCUACCUGUCCGCGCUGCCGCACCGCCACCAGACGCUCGAAGACCUACGCGCGGACCUGCGCGACCGCAGCGCCGCCAUCAGCAGCGAGCUGCUCGAGCUCGUCAACGCCAACUCGACGACGUUUCUGUCCCUCGGCACCGACCUCCGCGGCGGCGACGACAAGGUCGAGGACGUCCGCGUGUCGCUGCUCGGCUUCCGCCGCGCCGUCGAGGACGUCAGGGCCAAGGUGGUGGCACGUCGCGGCCAGGCCGACGUGCUCACGUCGGAGCUGCACCGCGUGCGUGCCGAUAUUGAGCGCGGGAGGGCCAUGGUGGAGAUGACGGAGAGGCUGGCCUCGCUGGAAGAGAGGCUCGCGCUGAGCAGCAGGACGGAGCUGGAGUCGGACGAUGAUGACGACAGCGAGGAAGAGGAAGAGGACGAAGAUGAACAACUACAGGGCCUGGUGGGAAGCACGCCAACUGUGCUGAUGGCGUUGGCAAAGGACUAUAAUGCUGCCGAGGCAUUGCUCAGCUCGCUUACGGGGCUGGCAUUUACGGCAAAGUUGGAGACGCGCUUGAUCAAGUGCAGGAAAACGUUGCUGUUGGACCUCAGCAAUGCGAUAAAAGAGAGUCGCAAGGCGGGUGCCCCAGCACAAGAUAGGGUGCUAAAGUAUCUCGCCAUAUAUAGGAUACUGGGUGCCCAGGACGAGGCAGUCAAAACCCUGAGGACAAAAUAG